AUGGCUCUUCUUUCUGAUCGUGAGGCUGCUUCCUGUACAGUCAAGGAGUUCAACAUCGGUAACAUGCACCAGAAUUACAGGAUGUCUGGCGUUCACUUGUGUCAGUUGAUAGCUCUUCCAACUGUGGAGAACAUCACGCUCUGCAACAGCGACAUCAAUGACAUCUCACUCCGACCUAUGGUGAAUAACUCAGCAUCUGUCACGUAUACUCCGAUCAAUCGCACUGUGCCUAUCCGAGAUCAUUCGACACAUUCCCUGCAUUGCCUCAGAUUCCGCGGAUGCGAAAUCGACUCGAGCGUGUUACAAGCCAUAUCAACCAACAUCUCCGGCUUGAAAAUACUGGAGUGGUCAGAAACCGAGGAACCUUCAUUCCUGCACACUCAGGCACUUGGAAGUCUAAUGUGGGCUCAGCGAAGCACGCUCGAACACUUGUAUCUCGACACGACCGUAUUAUUCAUGAGGAAGGACAAAUCAAUCAUAGGGAAGCUGGCCUCACUCAAGACUCUCAUGAGCGUACUGGUCUCUGACUCGAAGUUCUCCUUAUCGGGCUUCAUCGGGGGCCCCUCGAGGAAUAUCAUUGAAUCGAGGCACGGAUAUUUGCGAAACCGAGCGGAAGUCACUGAUGGCCAGCGUUACGGAAACGUUUCCGAGUACCAGGUCACUAGAGAUGACUUUGCUCUCUUCACUUCGCUGGAAACAUCAACGAGAAAGCGCGCUAGAAAGAUCGAGGAGCCCGGAAAGGAAGAGGAGACUACAGUCGCUCAGGGUGACGAGCCAUUGAAUCAUGGAGAAGAGCAGGAAAUUGCCGAAAAGCCUGUUAGAGCACCAGCCAAGUGUGCUCUCGAGAAAGCAGAAGUCUGGGUCGUGACCCCACCCGACCGCGAUGUCAACUGGCAUAUGAGUCUGGCAAUGAUGAUGAGAGCACUGGGUGAUGACGUCUGCACACCCGCCUCAGAGGCUUUCCAGAACAUGCUCCUGGAAAUGUUCUCCCUCAAGGGCGUGCAACACGCCGCCGGCUUAGCAAAGUCUCUGCGUGAAAACCAGGACGCUCUCACCACCGCCGUCCUUAGUGUACAAGGCCUGGCUAAGACAACUUCUGACUCGCCUUACCAGCUUCUCGGAGAUGCCAUCAAGCGCCUAAUGGUGACCGACACUAGAACUACAAUGGCGGAGGUGGAGCUGUUGUUGACCCAAGUCUACGAGACUGCGGUCGACGGCUCCGGCUCUUUAGGCAAGAAGGACACAAUGUCCUCCCCCCGCCAAUUCCUCAUCGCCUCCACCAUCAACGAGGCCUACGACAUUUCUGCGCCCACCGCGGCUGCCACUCGAUCUUCUGUCGAGAAGAAUCUUCGUUUUUCGGAGGUCCUGUUAUGGCUGCAGACGUACCUUGGCGGCGGAGUCUUCUCGCUCCUCGUCGGUGGUUCUAGGAAGAAGCUGGCAGGAGUGGCCUGCGAAAUCAGUGCCCCCUGGCUGAAGCAAGGGUGCGACCUCGCCUGUGAGAACGUCUGGAAGCACUUCAAUGUGCUCGGAGGUGCCGCAAUCCCUCGCAACCUGAAGUUCGACGUACUGAACAAGAAGCAGAGAGCAAAGUCAUCUCUCAUGACUUUACUCUCAACCACAGGCUCGAGCCAACUUCAUAAUGCAGCAAGUUCUCAACGCUAUGCAUCCAGACGGAGAUCAGGUAAAUGUACUCAACUCUCGGAACUUACAAUUCCCAGUACGAUGUAUAGGGGCGUCAGAAAGCUGUCGAGAAGCAGAGACUUAUACAGUGUUAAGAUGGCACCUAGGGAGAGUGAAGCGGAAUAGCUCUCCAAGGCUGAUGCGAAUGUCCUGGAAAGUACUGUGCAUUCUGACAGUUAGCCUUCGUCUAUGGCACGUUUAUUGAGGAGAGACGAAUGAGUUUGGUAAUUAUGGAAGCGUUUUGUCACGCGAUUCCUUACCUCGCCUGACCAGAGAGUAGUACAAGGAUGUGCAAUUAGAUAAGGGGUGGG
Aureobasidium subglaciale EXF-2481 is the source of this 1991-nucleotide messenger RNA. RefSeq lists its product as uncharacterized. NCBI's taxonomy places the organism in Eukaryota, Fungi, Ascomycota, Dothideomycetes, Dothideales, Saccotheciaceae. The transcript has 6 exons. The record is from RefSeq and is a predicted model, not a curated record. Bases 1 to 1806 code for a protein of 601 amino acids.